Amoebophrya sp. A120 is the source of this 639-nucleotide messenger RNA. The record is from the annotation of a GenBank genome assembly. NCBI's taxonomy places the organism in Eukaryota, Dinophyceae, Syndiniales, Amoebophryaceae.
AGAACUCAAUAUAGUCGUGGCUUGAUUUAAAUAGAAGACAGAAUCAGAACGACAAUGAGUUGCCUCCGUCUCUAGUGCGACAAAUCUUUGGCCCCCGGCGUGCGUGAAACAGCGGACCAGCGCGCGACCUGGCCUGUCUGAAAAAGCGGUACAUUCAUCUCCGCCCUCUGUAAUUCGGGAGCAGAGGAAGUCCUCCUGUUUCAAGAUUGAUUAUCGCCGGUUUUUCUCCCUGCCUCCUCUGCAACUGUUGGGUAAUCUAUCAUGAAGACGCUCGGCGCAAACAAAACCACCAGCACUCGUUUGUUUCCGCCAGCAAACAAAAAGCUUUGGUCCUCACCAGCACUCGUUUGUUUCUGUACGAAAAAGAAUAGCAAUAGCUUUUGUCAAAGAGGAAAAAAUCUGCGUUUUUGUCAAAAUCUGGCACACCUGUACUACACAACCGUAGUACAGCAGGACCAGGUUCCUAUUUUUUUUGAAAGGAAGACGACCUGGCGAGGCUGUCAAUUUACUCAAAUCCUGUGGCUUGUAGUUUUGACGGUUGGUGCGCAACAAGCUACAGCUUCGUUUUCCAAAUCUUUCAAAAAGAUGAUGUACUAUGUGAAAAAUGACAACUACAACCACGAAGAUCACGACAGGUAG